This is a messenger RNA of Acanthaster planci (crown-of-thorns starfish), 5548 nucleotides long. RefSeq names its product centlein (gene cntln). NCBI's taxonomy places the organism in Eukaryota, Metazoa, Echinodermata, Asteroidea, Valvatida, Acanthasteridae. Gene Ontology annotation, cellular component: centrosome; centriole. Gene Ontology annotation, biological process: protein localization to organelle; centriole-centriole cohesion. The record is from RefSeq and is a predicted model, not a curated record.
AAACCGUCGAAGUGUCCAAUUUCCAGGAGAUAAUGCCCAGAACGUCCAGAGCGAUCGAGUACGACUUUGUGAGGAUGUUUUGAGUUUUACACCAGUUUGAAACUGAAGCCCAUGACUUCAUCAGAACUCAGUCAACUCCAAGCCCAGAAUCGGGCUUUGUCUGAAGAACUUUCACAGUGUCAGGCUGACAAGGAGUUUGUUUGGUCUCUGUGGAAGAGACUACAGGUUGCCAACCCAGAUGUGACACAGGCAAUCAGUUUAGUUGUCCAAAGGGAGAAAGAGAAAGCAGAGUUGAAGGAUCGGAAAGUUCUAGAGAUCUUACAAAUUAAGGAUGACCGCAUCGCAGAAUUGGAAAGGCUGUUGUCUCAACAGCAAGAUGAACUCAAAGGCUUUGUUUCAAGGAAAAUUGAAGUGGAUGAUGAAAAGAAGAAAUUCCAAAAAGAAAACCAGCUGCUGAAGGAGAAACAACUGCAGCUAGAACAGCUGCUCCAGUCCAAAGAUGUUCGGCUAAAAAAUACUGAAGUGAUCAACAAAGAAACCCUGGAGAAACUCCAAAAUGAAAAGAAAGAGUGUGAGAGACAGAUCACCAGCGUAACCAUUGAGCUUGAGAAGGAAAAGCAGUCCACAAUCCGGCUACAGGCCACCAACUUGGACUUCCAAAAUAAAAUAAAGGACCUUGAGAAGGAUAUUGAAGCAAUCACACAGACUGCCCAGAAGGCAGCUCGUGAGGAAGAUGGACACUUGCAGAAAAUGAAGGAGUUGGAGGGGACGGUGCGUCGGCUUCAAGAGGAGCUGAGGAAAAAGAGAAGUGAGCUUGUUGAACAGCAAAAGGAAUCCAGCAAACUGAGGAAGGAGAUAUCUGAUAUACAGACCACCAACAGCAAGGCCAUGGAGCAUGCAAACCAACAGGCAGAUGUCAUACAACAGCUACAAACAUUGCAAUUUGACACACAGAAAGUUUUAAAGAACCAAGAAGAUGCACACAAGAUCGAAGUUUCUUCUUUUCAAAUGACGUACCAAGAGCUACAGUCUCGCUACAAAGCAUCCAGAACAUCAGAGCAACAGCUGAGACAGCGACUGUCGGAGGCAGAAAGACAGUUGUCACAGCGGAAGGCAACAAAGGACAUUGGGAUCCAGGUCAAUCUGGUGGUUGAUGGAAGGGUGUGGGAAAGAAGUGAUGAAGAGAGGGAAGCACAGAUGCAGAGAAGGAGCUUUCAGAGACAUCAGUGGGAAAGGGAUGAUCUUGAUGACAGAUAUAGAGCUGUGUCGUCAACACCCAUCAAGGGUUCAUUGAGACGAUCUCGGUCUCUCUCCCCUCGUAGACCUUACAGCUACCAGCCAGACCCUACCAUGAGAGAUGAGGCUGAGGAGAUUGCAUUCAGAGACUUCAAACCUGGAGAAGAACACAUCGCAGACAGGAGAAUUGCCGAUCUCAGGAAACUGCUAAAAUUGAAGAAUAGUGAGUUGGAUGAGAUGCGGAGUGCCCACACAAGACGAUUAGAGAGACUGAAAGCUCUUCAAGCCAGCUACAAUGUCCUGAAGGAACAGAUCAAGACAUAUGAUGCUGAAGAAAGGGAUCCUCCCAAGAAGAAGAAAGGGCGUCGUUCAGAGCAACGCAAGCUUCAGAAGGAAGAUUCAGAUGCUGUGUGGAAUGAACUAGCUUACUUCAAACAGCAGACAGUCAACGUCUUGCAAGAACGAAUGAACCUCCACGAGGAGCUGGAUUGCUUGCGAGUCCAAACAGCAUCUGAUGCCACCACCAUCAAGGAAUUGACAGCAUGUCUAGAGAAAGAACGACAAGAGUUGGAGGGGCAGUUAAGCCAGCUGCAAGAGGCAAACAGACGUGAGAAGACAGAGCGAGACCAGGCCUUGGAGCUCAGAGACAAGGUCAACGAGUUGCAGAGAUUGUUGCAGAGACUGGAGAGAGAGAAGGAUGGAUUGACGAGGGACAAGAGCCGACUUGAGACCGAGAAUAGGUCCUUAAGAAUGGGUGUAUCCAAGCAACGAGCCGUUGAAGCCCAGAAAGAAUCCAAGAUGCUAGAACUCAGAGGAACUAUCAACCAUCUCAAGAAGAAGCUGAAGCACCUCAAGCAGAGGCAGAGGCACACGGUGGGAGGGAUGUCAUUCAGAAGGAGUAAGAUGACCAAGGAGCACCAGGCUCUUCUGAAUCGAUCAAUACAAGAAAUGAGCUCCAUUUUCCCUGGGUUUGGCAGUGACGACUGGGACGAAAUGAAUAACUCCGACAGUCCGAAGGAAAGUACCUCCCUUGAAAGUUUGGGCCAGCAGAUCGUGGAGACAUCUCGCUCUGCGGAUAUGUUCCACACACCAAGACGAAGACGUAGGGGCUCUGACAAAUUAUCACCAUCUGCAAGACAGCUCUUGUCUAUUCAGAAACACCUGCGUCGGAUGGCCCAGGCAUAUGAAGACAACCCCGUCAGAGACGUCAUUCUGAAGUCAGUAGCGACACAAACAGAGAGAGUUCUCCAAGCUAGUAUGAUUGAUGCUGGCGUUGGUGAAUACCUCAUAAAUGAUGAUGUUAUAAGCAGCGUGACACCUAACUCCACAGCUAGUUGUAGCACCAUGACGGAUAAUACUCUCACAGAGCAAUCAGACACUGAGCUGAGAGAUGUUGGUACCUCGCCUCAUGUUCCCCUGACCAGAUUGGCUCGCAACAUCAGUCGGAGGUCACAAGGGGCAGGCGCCAGUGGGCCUUCCCUUGCCAGCCUCAAGCAAAGAGUUACCUCACUACAACAACAGGUGUCCUUGCUGAAGGAAUCUAAGACGUCCUUACAGCGGACUGUGACUGAACAGGAAGAGUUGACAGAGCAGCUACAGUCAGAUCUUAACCUGGCUAAUCAACGCCUCAAGAUGUCGAGACAAACCGUCCAGAGGUUAACCUCUGAGCUGGAAGAGAGCAACCAGCGAAGGGCACUGUUUGAGAAACAGCUUGAGGAAGGAGAGACAGAAUUCAAGAAACAGGCCGAGACGGAACGCAAACAGAUGGAAACCAGACUCAAGGCUCAGUCAGGUGAGGUGUCUCGUCAAGCUACUAUCAUAAAAUCCCUCAAGGCAGAUUUGGAGGCAAGAGAUGUAACCGUGAAAGCUCUCCAAGAAAAGGUCAGUAGACAAGAUAGAGACAUCAGUCAGAAAAGGUCACUGAUAGAUGAUCUGAAAGCUCGAGCCAGAUCCAUUGACAGCGAUAACAAAGUAGCAACAAGGGCGACGGAAAUACUGGAGGACAGAAUCACAGCUUUGACUGAGACAAACGAGAAGAGGAGAGUGGAGAUUGACUCUAUCAGGAAACAGCUGUCCACUGUCAGCAAGGAGAAGCGACACUAUGAACAGCUGUACAUGAAAUGCAAGACAGAGCUGGACAGGAAGGUAAAGUCCUUACAAGAUGCUCACGUCAAGCUAGCUGAGGCAGAGACCAUCUCCACUGAGCUAGAGGUGACUGCUGGACAGCAACUGAAGCAGCUUGCGAGGCAGACGGAGGUGGCCUUGGAAGCAGCCAAGAGCAAGCUCAAGAAGACUCAGGCACAGAACGCUGAACUCCAAGACUUCGUCAAGGUUUGUCACCAACAGCCCUGGCCUCAUAGAGAGUGUGUGACAUCCCUCCACAUCAAAGUGCAGAGGCCAAGACAUGUUCUGGGGUUGUUAAGGUGAUUUCAUGAUUCAUAAAGUCUGUCAAUCGGCAAGUGGAAUGGUCCAUGACUGUGGAAAUAAAGUUUGCAUACCUCAAGUUCCCAUGGGUAUGUUAGCCUUCAAAUUUGGAGUGUCCCUUUUGUGACACCUAAACCUGGAAAAUGUAUAUUUGUUUGAACAUGUUUGCUGUGAAAAAAUGCCAGUGUGUAAACUUUUUGAUAGUUACGUACUGUGGCAUGUGCAGUUGAUAUUUGGUUGCUGAAAAGUUAAUGCAUUGCGAUGUUGACAUGACUUCCAUGUUGUCAGUUUUGAAGGAAAAAAAAUCACCAUUUAGAGACAAACAGAGCACACGGUUCAAAACAUCAAGACCUUACUAAUUGCUGGGCCCCUCUCACAGCUAACACUUUUCCUGAACACAUUGGGUAGACCUUGCCAGGUUUACUGGUGCACAGUUUCUUUUCUCGGUAAAUUCCAAACUGAGUUGUGUGCCCCUGUAGCAUUUUCGGUCACCACAAAGAUGGUGAAAAGACAGUGUACUGAUAUGUCCCAGUAGAGUAUGACAUCGUGUGCCCAUUGUGUACUCGUGAUACUGUUGGCCAGCUUUGUCAAAAACAAGAUUCUAAUAAACUUACCGGACAGAUUUGAUUCUCUUUUGCAAUUGUUAAAAUGGAUACUUUUCACUUAGAGUACUGCGCUAAUAAUUGUUGGGCAUUCCAAAAACAAAUCAUAGAAUUUAAAAUAGAAUCAGACCAAUGGAAUGUCGGCGAUGAGAAAACACCAUUUAGUGGUAAAAAGACAAAUAUGUUAGUUUAAAUAUUUGUACAUGGGUUUUUUGUUUAUUUUUAUGCAAAAGGAAUUUUAUGAAACAGUUUCAAGAAUCGAGAUUAGUAAAAGAAAUCGUGCUGUUUUCCUGGAUUUUAACAUAUUUUGUUUCAUUGAAAAAGUGCUGUACACUCACUUCAAUAGAUCAGAUGUUUGAUACACUUUUAUUGCAAGUUUUAUCUUAAAAACAGAAUGAAGAAUUAUCCAGGAGAGAGUGGUUUUACAUUUCAUGCACAAGGUCUGCAGGAAAAUUAGUUGGAACUGAAACUUUCUGCUGGUAGCAACAUUUGACAUCGCAGUCUGGUCAAUGUAAAUGGUUCAUAGUCCCCAAUUAAUGACAGUGUGGGGGACCUUUAACAAAUUCUAUGCAUAUCUGCACGUAGUUCAUGUUCCAGAUGUAUCCGAGUGAGACACGAACCCCGCUCCUCUGCAAAUAAAUAAUGAAUAUUACAUCGGCUUUUUUCACCCUCCCAACAUUAUUUGUUUACUUUGGGACAGUUUUGUUGUGAGUUUUAUCUUUAUUAAGUUUAUUAUACUAGACGUCCCUCUCGUGAAUAUUGUUUUGUUGAAAGAGUGAUACGUAGGCCUACAUACAUGUAGGUCUGAGUUUGUUAGAGUGGAUGACAUCUCUACAGGUAUCAUUGUUUAAUCUCUGCAGUUUGAAAGGUUUUAUCAAUUGAAUUUUACAGAUUUCCUUGAAAAGAGAGUCUUUUUAACCAAGUGGAAUCCUCAAGAAUGGAUAUUUAAAUAGAUAUUAUUUUGAUGAUUUGCUACUGAUGUAAAUCAUUCAGGGUAUGGGGUUCUAUUGGAGAGAUCAUUCAAGUUGGAUUGAGUGCUGUGUUAUCUUUCCAAUCAAACACUUUUGCAUGCAUAGGAUUGAGAAGACUCUGUUAAACUACACGGAAUGAUUGGAAAAUACAAAGUCCAGCUCUAUAAAUGUUCUUAGUGUAAGUGUCAUAAUAUUGAAAGAUUUUUCUAUUUGGUCACAACAUGGUGAAAAGUCUUGUUGGUUUGUUGGUAAUAUUUGAAGAUUGAUUGUACUAGUAUUUCUUUUCUUAGAAUUUUUUAGAUUUUCUGUCACCGC